UUACAGCCUUGGAUAGCUGACAUUUCUUCCUCUCUUCCACGGCAGUCAGACGUGCUUUCAUCUGAAAAGAAUUGUUUCCGCUGUGAAGUUUUGUCCUGAGGGGAGAGAGCGAGCAUAUUGGUAGAAGGAUGGUGAGGAUGGCGCUGCCAGGCGAGAGAGCGAGAGGAAGACCAACGAGAAGGUCGACAGAUGUCGUCACGGAAGACACGAGGACCGCAAAGAUGGAGCGCGUCCAGCACAUCACCAAGUCGGCCAUCCGCCGCGCCUCCCAAAUCGAGGUGACUCCGCAGGCCAAGCGGAACCUGCAGGAGCUCUUCGUCAACUUCACCCUCAUCCUCAUCUGCCUGCUUCUCAUCUACAUCAUCGUCCUGCUGAGCAGCUGAGGGCGCCCGCUCAGCCGUCACUGACCCACGCCACGCCUGACCGCACGUCUUCCUACGGCUGCUCCUCGACUCGCUGUAAUUGAUGUCAACGCCUGCCCGCAGUAUAGAGAUGGACGUUUUGCACAUUUACUGUUUCAAAAAUAAAAUUCGAAUAAUAAUGUGUGUGAAACUCACAGCUACUCGGCAGGACUUCCACAGGCCGGUUGACGUCGCACUUCCAUCUGGAGAGCGAUAACUGAAAUUAUCGCUUGCCGUUCACUCGUCAGUUAACGCCCAACAAGAAGGGCUAUCGUCGAGAACACGUUUUGCUGCCAAAUUAAAAACGACUCAUCGCUUUGGGUCGUUCUGGCCGCGGUGAGAUUUCAGUUGAGUCGUUGUCACUGAGCGACGCUUCAUAAAUCCACGAAAGCUCAAUUGGGAAGAAACAACAAACAAGACACAAUUUCGCAACAUUUCCAAUCAAGGCUGACCUGCAUGGAAUCUCUGCUUCGUCAAAUUAUUGAAGAGGGUUUCUUUUUGUUAAAAAAAAACAAAAAAACACGUGGGAUAAUACAAACAUGAAGGUCUGUAAUUAGCAUAAUCUUGCAUGCAUAUUCUCAACAGUAUUUCUGCCUGACAAAUCAAUUUUCACCUAAAAUGAUCAUCUUCACUUGCAGCCGUUUUCAGCUCUUGCGGGCCUUUCGCACAUCUUUCCGGAUAUGCGGCGACUGGCUCGUCAUUUUCGAGUCACAAUAUAUCACAAGCGAGGCGAUUUCAGAAAUGUCCAGGACCGGACGUUGCGAUGCUGUCGAUGUUCUCUUAAAUGUUUCGACUGUCCAGAUAUAAGCCACCAAAUAAAGCACAUGUACACAAUUG
This is a messenger RNA of Phyllopteryx taeniolatus (common seadragon), 1238 nucleotides long. It is a transcript of the gene pln1, whose product is annotated as phospholamban. Bases 129 to 383 code for a protein of 84 amino acids. Gene Ontology annotation, molecular function: ATPase inhibitor activity. NCBI's taxonomy places the organism in Eukaryota, Metazoa, Chordata, Actinopteri, Syngnathiformes, Syngnathidae. Gene Ontology annotation, cellular component: sarcoplasmic reticulum; membrane. The record is from RefSeq and is a predicted model, not a curated record. The transcript is spliced from 3 exons. Gene Ontology annotation, biological process: negative regulation of ATPase-coupled calcium transmembrane transporter activity; negative regulation of heart rate; negative regulation of calcium ion import into sarcoplasmic reticulum.